GAUUCGCUUACCGCGCACUCGAGCCGCCUUUCCUUUUCGGGACAUCACCUCCUUGCAGAAAUCUCUCAUUUGCAUUCAAUGCCAAAAGAUCACAGAAAACGAACGGUGGUGCACAUGCCAUCUGCCAGGCUCCAGGGACACUCGGUUACUUCAACGGGGCUACCUGAGUCUAAACUGAAAAAGAAAGAUAAGCAGCAGUCGAAACACGAAACCUUUAUGCAACGCCUUGAACUAUCACAUCAGCCCUAUUCAAAAUCACACGCCAGGCGUCUAAAAAGAAAAGCCAAAGAGCAAGUUGCUAAUGGUAUGACAGAAAUUCAGGACGCUCUUCCUUCACUGGAUGAGGAUGAGACCAACAAUGAUGCGGCGAAGAACACAGACGAUCAACGUCCUCAAGAAAAGGCGCGAGGAGGUCAGAUAGGCAAAGGAAAGGGUCCAACCCUUACCAGUGCUCAGCGGAAACGGGCAUUGAAACUGGAGCAACUACGGCAUCCCCUCAUACUCACCAAUUCCAAAUUUGCCACGAACCCCUUCGAAACUAUCCGAACACACGCUCAAAAUACUCUGUUACAGCGUGCCGCGCCUUCUUGAUAUUGACCCUCGAUACAGCGCCAGGUUCAAUUCUACCUAUUCGGGGUUCAUACCUGCGCCCUACGCAUAGCUUUCUCAUCAUGGAUGCUGGGCAGGCCGAGGCGCAGAGGGUAUAUAGAUGUGCUUGUUCCAUACCGAUU
Desarmillaria tabescens is the source of this 731-nucleotide messenger RNA. RefSeq names its product ribosome biogenesis protein SLX9-domain-containing protein. Gene Ontology annotation, biological process: maturation of SSU-rRNA from tricistronic rRNA transcript (SSU-rRNA, 5.8S rRNA, LSU-rRNA). The transcript is spliced from 6 exons. The record is from RefSeq and is a predicted model, not a curated record. Lineage: Eukaryota; Fungi; Basidiomycota; Agaricomycetes; Agaricales; Physalacriaceae. Gene Ontology annotation, cellular component: nucleolus; preribosome, small subunit precursor; 90S preribosome. Bases 79 to 591 code for a protein of 170 amino acids.